AUGGAUGUGAGCAGCAGAUUCCCGAGAAGGACACUCAUCUUCACGGGCCUGGCCACCAGUGUUACCUUGCAGGGAUGCUCAUCCAUCAUCCCGACGCAUGAGACGGGCUACUGGCAGAACAUGACCAGCUACUUGAAGACCUACAAGUUUGAAACGCCCGGACUCGAAACGACAAAGUUGAAUCCAUGUGCUCUUGACAUCCCUAGAUACCUCCAGUGCAGUGGCCACGGAGAAUGCAAAGCAUGGACCCAAGAUCCAACUCGAGACGACCUUCCCAAGGCAGCUGCUGAUGCUCCGAGAUUCUGUUACUGCACAGAGGGCUGGGCUGAUCCGAACUGCGAGACACCCAGAAAGUCACAGAGAGUGGCGCCCUACUGGCUUGUUGAAGUCCUUGGCAUGCUGGGGCCAGAAAGCAGUCUCCUUCUGCCAGGUUUCUGUUUUCCCUCUUCGGGGGCAUCCUAG
Molecule: messenger RNA, 462 nt
Organism: Symbiodinium pilosum
Lineage: Eukaryota; Dinophyceae; Suessiales; Symbiodiniaceae
Source: the annotation of a GenBank genome assembly